Molecule: messenger RNA, 1478 nt
Organism: Marchantia polymorpha subsp. ruderalis
Lineage: Eukaryota; Viridiplantae; Streptophyta; Marchantiopsida; Marchantiales; Marchantiaceae
Source: the annotation of a GenBank genome assembly
CGGGAUCGGAUCGCAGAGCGCAGAGGUUCAUGAGCGUGCGGUGGAGCGCUGGCAGCCCAUGCUCUCGUGCGUUUCGGAUCUUUGACGAGUCGAGUGCGUCACCAGCGCAGCGAAGCCUCAGUCGAGUCGAGGCGCAGUGAGCUCAUCACGCUGCCAUUUGCCAUCAUGGCCGCGAAAUCCGUGCUCCUGCUAGUUGGAGACUAUGUGGAGGACUAUGAGGUAAUGGUUCCUUUCCAGGCUUUGCAAGCCUACGGCAUCAGAGUUGAUGCAGUGUGCCCUGGAAAGAAAGCGGGUGAUUCUGUUGCCACGGCCGUCCACGACUUUCUUGGGCAUCAGACGUACACAGAGCUCAAGGGACACAACUUUGCUCUGAAUGCGACCUUCGACGAGGUGGAUGCCGACAGUUACGAUGCCUUGGUGGUUCCUGGAGGACGAGCUCCUGAGUAUCUGUCCCUGGAUGAAAAAGUCCUCGAGUUGGUCCAGAAGUUCACAACAGCACAUAAGCUUGUGGCGUCAAUUUGUCAUGGACAGUUGAUCCUUGCGGCAGCCGGAGUGCUCGAAGGCAAGCAAUGUACGGCCUACCCGACCUUGAAACCGACUGUCCUGGCUGCCGGUGGGAAGUGGCUGGAUGCAGAGCCAAUUUCAAAAUGCUUCACAGAUGGAAAGCUGGUGACUGGCGCUGCAUGGCCUGGCCAUCCUGAGUUUUUGAAGAUGAUUCUUGCAUCACUUGGAGCAUCCAUUGUGGGUGCCGACAAGAAAGUUCUGUUCAUCUGUGGGGAUUACAUGGAGGAUUAUGAGGUGAUGGUUCCAUUUCAAGCUCUUUUAGCCCUUGGCUAUGAGGUUGAUGCAGUGUGUCCUGACAAGAAAAAGGGAGACGUAUGCCCUACUGCCAUUCACGAUUUUGAGGGGGCUCAGACAUACAGUGAGAAGCCGGGUCACAAUUUCCAGUUAACAGCCACUUUCGAAGAUGUACAAGCAUCUGAAUAUGAUGCACUUGUGGUACCAGGAGGCCGUGCUCCAGAGUAUUUGGCAUUGAAUUCCAAAGUACUAUCAAUUGUGCAACAUUUCUCCAACAAUAAGAAACCCAUCGCUUCAAUCUGUCACGGACAGCAGAUACUUGCUGCAGCAGGUGUCCUUAAGGGAAAAAAAUGCACGGCGUACCCAGCAGUGAAGCCUCAAGUUGUGCUGGGAGGUGCAGAGUGGCUAGAGCCAGAACCCAUCAGCAAGUGCUUUACAGAUGGGUUGCUUGUGACAGGUGCUGCUUGGCCAGCACAUCCUGAGUUUGUGGCUCAGUUGCUAGUUUUGCUCGGAACCGUGAUCUCGUUUUAGAUUUCUCUGACUCUUGACUUCAGGUAAAUAAUGUUAGAUAUAAACUCGACAAUGUACAGUGAAGCCUUGUAAUAAGAAGGGCAACUACCAGAGGUGUGCUGUUACUGAAUCUGUCACCAGUUUUGUGAUUAUCAAUGAAGACGGUCGAG